AUGGCAGACUGGAAAGCACUCAAUGCUACUGUGGGCGGGAGACUACACACCGCCAAACCAUUGGCUGAACCGUGCUAUUCCACGUACCAAGACUUCUCUGGAGAGUUUGCAGUUGAUGACAAGGCAGCUUGUUCUACCACCGAAGCAAACUAUUUGAACUCGUCUUUUCAUGCAAACCAGCUUGGUGGCUAUCUAAACACAAACUGGGCAACGUGCCAAGCCACCGGUCACGGGUGCGGUCUGAACUUUAGCGAUCCUAUGCAGUCUGUCUCGUCUUCAUCUAUCUGUUUUCAGGGCAGCGUCUCCGACCACUAUAUCAAUGUGAGCGACGUGUCUCAUGUUCAAGCUGGUCUUUUAUUUGCCAGGAAGCAUCAUGUGCCCCUGAUUGUCAAGAACACAGGCCAUGAUUACAAGGGGCGUAGCUCGGGGCCUGGUACGCUUGCGCUGUGGACACACAACGUCCAGCCAGAGAUCAAGCUCUCUGCCAAUUUCACACCCGCUGGUUGUCACGUUGGUGCAGGCAAGGCCGUAACCUACGGAGCGGGCCAGCAAUGGGGAGGAUUGUAUAAAUUUGCCGAAGCAAACGACAUCUUUCUUGUCGGUGGUUCAGAUCUCACAGUCGGCGCCGCAGGUGGAUGGAUUCUGGGCGGAGGACAUGGCUUCCUCUCGCCAAAGUUUGGCCUAGGUGUUGACAACACUCUUGAGAUGAAGGUUGUGCUGCCAAAUGGCACGUACGUAACCGCCAGCCGAUGCCAUAACCAGGAUCUUUUCUUUGCUCUCAGAGGAGGCGGCGGAAGCACCUUUGGUGUGGUAUGGGAGGUCACCAGCAGAGCUUGGGAUACACGCGAGGUUCAGGUCGUAAACGUUCUCUUUUCUGCAGCAAGUAUCAGCGCAUACAACGCCUUCUUCGACCUUGCCACACAAAAUGCCAACAAAUGGGCCUCUGAAGGUUGGGGCGGAAGCAUCUAUGGCGGCGGCGGUGGCCGCACCGUCAUCGGAUUCCAGGUGUACAACAUGGCACUAUCUCUGGACGAUGCCAAAGCUUCUAUGCAGUCGCUUUUCGACUUUUUCGCAUCUUCAAACAACAGUGCUCAGGUGAUAGAAGCCGACAUUACUACAUUGAUUCCCAGUGAUCUGCUCGCCGAAUCAGCAGGGCAAAAGGCCGUCGCUGCUGCCAUUGCGCAAAUGUCGAAUGACUUGACGUUCCCGACCAGUGCCUCGCAGACAGAUCCGCUGAGCGUAAACUAUACAGCACCGAUACAGAUUCUCAUGACAGCUCCGUAUGGAUACAAGCCCGUGUCGCCGGGAGAAAGCUUCGCAGAUAGCUCAGUCACCCCUGCCUGGAGAAAGUCUACUUGGCAUGUUAUUAUGAUUCAAACCUUUGCAUCUCAGGCUGACAAGGCGACAAUUUCAACGGCUUUUUCGGCCGUCCAUGCCGCUGGUGACAAACUACGUGCCCUAACACCGAAUAGCGGAGCGUACCAAAAUGAAGCCGAUGUCUUUGAGACAGACCCAGUUGGAGCUUAUUGGGGCAAAGAGAACUACAACAAACUCAAGGCGAUUAAACACGCGAUUGAUCCUGAUAAUAUCCUGACUUGUUGGGACUGUAUUGGGUCAGUUCGUACGGAUAACAGAUACCAAUGUUAUCCAGAUGUUGCCGGGCCAUCCAACAGGAAUUCUGCUUAG
Trichoderma atroviride IMI 206040 is the source of this 1686-nucleotide messenger RNA. Lineage: Eukaryota; Fungi; Ascomycota; Sordariomycetes; Hypocreales; Hypocreaceae. The record is from RefSeq and is a predicted model, not a curated record.